AUGAAAGUUUUACUUCAUUUUCUCGUUAUCACGUCAAUUGCAACUUUAGCAAAUACAUAUAAUUUUUCAGCUAAUUCAAGUGAGUUCCAAUAUCAAGGAGUCAGUAUAGGCGGUUGGCUAGUCUUGGAGCCCUAUAUAACGCCCAGUCUUUUUAAACAAACGCUAGCUUCGGGAGAAUCGGAAAGCGAUCUUCCUGUUGAUGAAUACCACUUUUGUAAGAAGUUAGGUCAAGAAGAAGCACAGAAACGUUUAACCACCCACUGGAGCACGUUCUACAAUGAAACAGACUUCCAAGAGAUCAAGCAACAUGGGUUAAAUAUGGUGCGAUUGCCAAUUGGGUAUUGGGCGUUUGAAAAAUUGGAUAAUGACCCAUACGUUUCAGGAGCCCAAGAGUACCUUGAUAAGGCCAUUGAAUGGAGCUCCAAGUAUGGUUUAAAAGUUUUGAUUGAUUUACAUGGUGCGCCCAACUCUCAAAACGGGUUUGACAACUCUGGCUUGAGAAAUAUUGGAUUUCCAGGCUGGCAAAAUAAUACUGAGUUUGUGGACCUAACGGUGAGAGUUUUGAAUCAAAUAUAUGAAAAAUAUGGAGCUAGCAACUAUAGUGAUGUGGUUCUUGGAAUAGAGGUUUUGAAUGAACCACUUGGUCCCGUAUUAAAUAUGACUGAGUUGAAAAGUUUUUACUUUGCAACUUAUAACAACUCGAGAGAAAUACAAGAGGUUAACAACACUAUAUUUUUCCAUGAUGCAUUUCAACCAAUUGGAUACUGGGAUGAAUUUUUCGACAAUGGUGAAAUCGGUCACUUCAAUAAGUCGUUGAAUCGUACCGGUGCCCCUUCCACCACUAUUGAUUCAACAUUUUUUAACAAUUUGAUUGUAGAUCACCAUCACUACGAGGUCUUUGCAAGUUCGGUGGCCGAUAACAUAACGCAACACCUUGUCAAUAUCAAAAAUUAUGCAAAUUCCAUUGCCAAUGAAACACAAAGAGCCAUUGUAGGAGAAUGGUCGGCAGCUUUAACAGACUGUGCACCAUGGUUAAAUGGAAUUGGCUUAGGUUCAAGAUAUGAAGGAACUGAGCCUUAUACUGAUUAUGACCGUGUAGGAAGUUGCUCAGCAGUGAACAAAAACCCACAAAAAUGGUUUAAGCAUCAAAAAAAAAAUUAUAGAAAAUUUAUAGAAAUGCAGUUAUAUCAGUACACUGAAAACACAAGUGGAUGGAUCUUUUGGUGUUGGAAAACCGAAGGUGGUGGUGCUACUACUGAAUGGGACUUUAAGCAAUUGGCGAAAUUGGAUAUUAUGCCGCAACCAUUGGACAAUUAUAAAUACAUAAAGAAUGGGGUGGACGUCAGCUCCAGCUCUUCUGGUACCUUACAAUCAAACAGUGUGCUUUCUGCCUUAUUAGUUAUGAUAACCUUUAUAAUGUCAGUCAAUGUUGCUAUUAUUGGGUCUGGUGUUGUUGGAUCUGCGUUCAUAAGGCAAUUGAAAAAUUUAAAGUGUAAAAUCGCAUUCAAUGUGGUUUACUUGGCCAAAACUUCCAAAAUAGCCCACUACAGUAAGGACUAUAAACCAGUUGAUUUGGCAAAUUUGGAAACUGCACAGGUGCAACCAACUCUCAGUUUAGAUGACUUGGUCCAGUUUUUGAAAAACGCCCAUAGACCAACAAUUUUAGUCGAUAAUACAUCAGAUGAAACCAUUGCCAAUUACUACCCAACUUUUAUCAAACAAGGAAUUUCAAUUGCCACGCCAAAUAAAAAAGCAUUUUCUUCAACAUUGAAGAUCUGGAAUGAUAUUUUUACCAAUGCAGAACAGGACGGUGCUGGGUUGGUAUACCAUGAAUCCACUGUAGGUGCAGGAUUACCAAUCAUUGGUCCUUUGAAAGAUUUGGUUUUGACUGGAGACAAAAUUGAAACCAUUGAAGGUAUAUUCUCUGGUACAUUGUCCUAUAUCUUCAAUGAGUUCUCAACGCCUGAAAAAUCAGAUGUCAAGUUCUCUGACAUUGUCAAAAAGGCGAAAAAUUUGGGAUACACCGAACCUGAUCCAAGAGACGACUUGAAUGGGUUGGACGUGGCAAGAAAGGUUACUAUUCUUGCUCGUUUAUCAGGAUUUGAAGUUGAAAGUCCAACUAGCUUUCCGGUUGAAAGUUUAAUUCCAAAAGAAUUGGAAGGUGUCGCUAGCGCUAGCGAGUUUUUGCAAAGAUUGUCUGAAUUUGACAACGAGAUCCAAAAGACCAAAGACGACGCAUUUGAAAACGGUAAAGUUUUGAGAUUUGUUGGAAAAGUCGAUUUCAAAAACAAUAAAGUUUCAGUAGAAAUUGGCAAAUACCCAUUUGACCAUUCCUUUGCUUCGUUGAAAGGUAGCGAUAACGUCGUGGCCAUUAAAACAGAGAGAUAUCCAAAUCCAUUAAUUGUUCAAGGAGCAGGUGCUGGUUCUGAGGUCACAGCCCACGGAGUAUUGGCCGAUACUAUAAAGAUUGCAGAGAGAAUUGCAAAUUAA
Lodderomyces oxycetoniae is the source of this 2490-nucleotide messenger RNA. Its product is annotated as exgA. Lineage: Eukaryota; Fungi; Ascomycota; Pichiomycetes; Serinales; Debaryomycetaceae. Gene Ontology annotation, molecular function: NADP binding; homoserine dehydrogenase activity; hydrolase activity, hydrolyzing O-glycosyl compounds. Bases 1 to 2490 code for a protein of 829 amino acids. Gene Ontology annotation, biological process: L-homoserine biosynthetic process; aspartate family amino acid biosynthetic process; carbohydrate metabolic process. The record is from RefSeq and is a predicted model, not a curated record. The transcript is spliced from 2 exons.